Phanerochaete carnosa HHB-10118-sp is the source of this 638-nucleotide messenger RNA. RefSeq lists its product as uncharacterized. The transcript is spliced from 9 exons. The record is from RefSeq and is a predicted model, not a curated record. Bases 1 to 624 code for a protein of 207 amino acids. NCBI's taxonomy places the organism in Eukaryota, Fungi, Basidiomycota, Agaricomycetes, Polyporales, Phanerochaetaceae.
AUGCUAAUCGCGACUCCGUUGACAGUAUACAACCGUCGCCAGUAUGGCCUUGCUCAUCUACGACAUCAUCUUGACCUUUCCGGACGAGGUAAAGACCUACUUGACUGCGUCUCGUCCUACCAGGCUCAUCAAAGUCUGCCAUUUGAGUAUGAGUUCAUCUGGUGCUCAAAGCUCACCGGAUACUCGUUGCUGUAUGUGGUCAUGCGCUACGGAAACCUCCUCCAGAUGGUCACGGUCCAGCUGCUACUUUACGCCUGGGAUAACGCCCCGUUAUCGUCGUGCAGGGCUCUCUUGUUGGCAGAUGCAUGGUCGAUCUUCCCGCUUAUCCUACCGCUCUUCCUAACUCUGGCCCUCCGUGCGUACGCGACUUGCGGGCGCGUGCCAAUGGCGAAAUGGUACCUUGGAGCCUUUUGCGUCUUUGUCAUUCUCGCCGAACUGGCCGGCGACAUUCUCUGGACUAUACAGGCAAGGGUCUCUGAUACCCCUCUUAUUGGUCUUCCGUGCAUCUACAACGUCAUUGUCGACUCUCCUGUCAUUGGUGCCGUCCUGCAAACGGGUCCUACGGCGCUCUUCGACUGCGUCAUGUUCGUGAUUGUCGCGUGGAACAUGCACCAAUCGUGUUAGUAAUUUUCAUUUCU